Neoarthrinium moseri is the source of this 1764-nucleotide messenger RNA. RefSeq lists its product as uncharacterized. NCBI's taxonomy places the organism in Eukaryota, Fungi, Ascomycota, Sordariomycetes, Amphisphaeriales, Apiosporaceae. Gene Ontology annotation, molecular function: sphingomyelin phosphodiesterase activity. Gene Ontology annotation, cellular component: cytoplasm. The transcript is spliced from 2 exons. The record is from RefSeq and is a predicted model, not a curated record. The coding region runs from base 1 to 1764 and encodes 587 amino acids.
AUGCACCCUUCCCGAGUGACGGCCAUGGACGCCCUCCCGCCCGAGCUGACCGAGCUCAACGUCCUCACACUAAACUGCUGGGGCCUCCUGUAUAUCUCGGCCCAGAGAGCCACACGCUUGGAGGCGAUUGGGCGCGCGAUCGCAUCCGCAACGCCCACGCCUCACAUCGUCGCCCUGCAGGAGUGUUGGACCCAGGAGGACUACCACUCCAUUCGCAGGUCGACCCGGCCCAUCCUGCCCUAUGGCAAGUUUUACUUCAGCGGCGCCUUUGGGGGAGGCCUGGCCAUCUUGUCCAGGUGGCCCAUCGAGGAGAGCUCCAUGUAUCGGUACCCGUUGAACGGCCGGCCAACGGCCUUCUUCCGCGGUGACUGGUUCGUGGGAAAGGGGGUCGCAAGCGCCAAGAUCAGGUUCGGAAGAGGCCCCAGGGACAUAGUCGAGGUCUUCAACACACACACGCAUCCAAAGUACGAGAAAGACGGGCACGACACCUAUGUCGCGCACCGUCUCUCGCAGGCAUGGGAGCUCGCAAAGCUGCUCCGCGGUGCUGCGGCUCGCGGGCAUCUGGUACUGGCCCUCGGCGACUUCAACGAGGUGCCCCUGUCCCUAUCACACCGCAUCAUCACCUCCCAUGCCCCCGUGCACGAUGUGUGGCGCAUCCUGCACCCUGACUCUUCGCUGGGCGCCGCCGAGGAGGACCUGGAGCGGGCGCGGCGCCGGCCCAUUCCCACGGCCCAGUUUAACAUCGAGGAGAACGGCGCCACAAGCAACUCGGUCUACAACACCUGGAGAUGGCCCAAGUCGCAGCAGAAGAAGCUCGGCCCGGGCCGCGAGAGGGACUGGCCCGAGAUCGCGCCCGACACCCUCGACCACAAGGGGAAGCGGCUCGACUACAUAUUCGCCUCGUCCGGGAACUUGGAGGGCGAGAACCCGGGCUGGGGCUGGGUCGUCCACGACGCGCGCGUGGGCAUGCUACAGCGGCACUCGGAGCUCGGCUGCAGCCUCUCGGACCACUUCUCCGUCGAGGCCACCCUCGUGCUGCACCAGGCCGGCUCCACGCCCUCGUCGUCGCACUCGCGCCACCACCCGCGCGACCACAGCUCCAUCCCCUACCCGCCCGGCCGCGCCGCCUCCGUGGUCGAGACCCGCGGCACCGAGAUCCAGGAGACCGACCUCGAGAACGGCGUCUACCUGCACAUGUCGCCGACCACGUCCGAGAUGCAUCUGCCGGAAUCCGGGCCUGGCGGCGGCGACCGGCCGCGCAACCACCUCAACGCCUACCCGAGCUCCUCCUUCUCGGCCCAGCUGCGCGCCAUGGCGCAGCCCGUGUCGCACCUGCCGUCGGGGACGUACGACGAGAUCCUGGCGCACAUCGAGGCGUACACGGCGCGGGAGCGGUUCCAGCGGCGGUGGCGCGGGGUGCACUUCGGGACGUGGGUGGUGGUGGCGGCCGUGUGCUACGUCGGGGUGUGGUGGACGCCGCGGUGGGCGGGCUUCGUGCUGACGCUGCUCUGCAGCCUGGGGCUGGCGGCCGGCGUCGUCGACGGGCUGGUCGCCCUCCUCUUCGUCGGCGCCGAGCUCCACGCCCUCCGCGAGUUCGAGUGGGAGAUCCGCAACGCCAAGGCCUCGGCCACGGGCGCCGGCGGGCCCGCGUUCGAGUUCGACGGCGUGGGCGCCGGCGACGACGAGGCGGGCGAGGUGGGCGGCGAGCAGCCGGGGCGGUCCGUCUCUCGGGGUGCAGACGGCGGCCGGGAGAAGAGGUCGUGA